AUGAAGUUUUCAUUUUUGUUUCCAAAUGGGCGAAUUUAUACGCUAGAUACUCCAAAUGAUACGCUAAUGAGCCAACUGAGACUGAUGAUCUCGUUUGAGGUCGGAGCUUCGGAAUCGGAUCUUACAUUCUUCAAGAAUAAUAAAGCCCUUCCUAUCGAGUCCACAAAUACAGUAUCGGAUUGUGGAUUAUCAGAUGAAGAUAUGAUUUCUGUUAGAAUAAAUGGGUCCAGAGUAUCAAAUCCGUCUCGUUCGUCUUCAUCCACUUCGCAAAAUCCCAUGGUUCCUAUUGAAACUGUUGAGAUACUGCGUCAGCAAUUACUUAACCUCCCUCCUGCUCAACUUGAAUCAAUGCGUAGGCAAAACCCUCGAUUAUAUGAUGCCCUAAAUGAUCGUGGUAAGUGCCUAUUUGUUUACCUUCUUUAUAUGACUUCUUUUACAAUCACGUACAUUUUUCUCUUAUUUUCAGAGGCAUUCUAUCGAAUAUCUCAAAACUUUAAUGAACCCGACCCCGCACGCGAAUUGGUCAACGCUGAUCCUUUUGACCCGGAGGUCCAACGGAAGAUUGAAGAAUUAAUCCACGAAAAUAAUAUUAAUCAAGAGAUGGAAGCCGCGGUAGAAAAUUACCCCGAAACCUUCGGCCAAGUCACUAUGCUCUACGUAGCUUGUGAAGUAAAUGGCCACCCUGUGAAAGCCUUCGUCGAUUCUGGAGCUCAGAUUACUCUCAUGAGUCUAGAAUGUGCUCGAAGAUGUAACCUUGAACGAUUAAUUGAUAAGCGUUUUCAGGGCAUGGCGUACGGUGUUGGCUCGCAAAAAAUUAUCGGUCGGGUCCAUCAAGCUAUGCUGAAAUUCGAAAACACAACGCUUCCCACAUCUUUUCUCAUUCUGGACCAGCAAAUGGACAUCAUGAUUGGGUUGGACAUGCUAAAAAGGCACAGGUGUUGCAUAAACCUGGCUGAAAACGUCCUUCAGGUCGGUGAUUAUGCUCGUAUCCCCUUUCUACCUGAAUCGGAGCUGCCUCAUUAUGCUAAACUUUCUCCUGAAAGAAGUGCCCAACCAGGAUCAAGUAGGACCGAACGGAAUUUCUCCGAGGAACAAUUGUCGAAGGUGGAACUCUUAACAAGCCAAAAUGUGCCCCGUGAUCGUGCAAUUGCUCUCCUAGAAGCCUCAAAUUGGGAUCCAGACGUUGCUCUGGUGAACUACGUCAGUUCCCUCCCUUAA
This is a messenger RNA of Rodentolepis nana, 1218 nucleotides long. NCBI's taxonomy places the organism in Eukaryota, Metazoa, Platyhelminthes, Cestoda, Cyclophyllidea, Hymenolepididae. The record is from the annotation of a GenBank genome assembly.